CAUAUAUUACGGACAUUGUCGGCGGACGGUGCAUGUUGUGUAAACACAGCAGUUUUGAGGUAGAAAAGUAAGGAUGCAAAUAAGUUCAACAGUUACCAUAGCAACGCAACCUCUACCCUCACGACUCCAUGAUGCAAGAUCCUGUGCAGGUGGAGAACUCCUUCCAGCAGAAUUCCGAUCAGGAACAAUUGCUUGAUUCAAGAGAACUACAGUUGGAGAAAGGAAUUAAUCCUACCAUUGGCGCUCAUGUUUCAUUACAAAGUACAGGUUCUGGCAGAGUAGAACACAUCACCUAUACAAGACGCUGGUACAUCCUAGCCAUCUUUGCGCUCCUGAACUUGGUUCAGUGUGUUGGCUGGAACACAUGGGGACCUAUAGCAGACACAAGCAAGUUGGUUUUCAACUGGACUGAUGGCGACAUCGCCCUGCUGACAAACUGGGGCCCAAUAACCUAUGUUCUGACUGGACUCCUCUUUUCUUGGGUUUUAGACACAAAAGGUUUGAGAGUCUCAGUUGUCAUUGCUGCAGUUCUGCUUUUCCUUGGCCUUGGUAUACGAUGCUUACCUGUAGGCAUCAACAACACUAAAUGGACAGCAAACGUGGGUCAAAUAUUCAUUGGAAUUGCCAGUCCAGUUCUCAAUGGUGCUCCAACUAUCCUCUCAGCUGCUUGGUUCCCUCCUCAUCAACGGACAACUGCUACCGCUGUGUCUACAACCUUCAUCUAUUUGGGUUUUGCAGUCUCGUUUCUGAUUGGUCCACAAAUCGUGACUGAUAUUGGAACAGCCAAUGGGACAAACAUUGAUCCAGGUAACAAGAGUGACGGUUUGUUUGACUGCGAGACGUCCCUCGAUCCAGGAGUCCGACAACACCACUUCAAUCAGAUUAUGCUUCUCAUAUAUAUUGAGUGCGGUUUAGGGGCCAUCUUAGCCUUGUGUACCCUGGUGUACUACCCAGCUAAGCCUUCCACGCCACCCAGUGCCUCAGCAGCAACGUCCAGAGAAAGCUUCAAGAAAGGAGCUUUUCAUCUGGCAAAAAAUCGUCAGUUCUGGCUGAUAAGUCUUGCCUAUAGCAUCAGUACAGGAGUGUACAGUUCAUGGAGUACUCAGCUAGACACGCUUUUUCAACACACAGAUGGUGUCAAUCAGGACACGGUUGGAUGGAUUGGUUUCUAUGCUAACAUUGCAGGAUGCCUUGCAGGCCUGUUCUUUGCAAGGUUUGUGGAUCAUUUUGGCGGCAUCAUGAAGCGAGUCCUACUGCUAUUGGCCGUUUUUGCCACUUGCUCCAGUCUUUGGUGCUUGCUGUUGUCCAUGAAGUAUAUCCCAUUCCAUAUAGCGUUCCUAUAUGUUUCCUGCAUAUCAUUAGGCUUCUUCAUUUCUGGUACCGUUCCCAUCUACUUUGAGAUUACUGUGGAGGGCAUGUACCCAAUAGCUGAAGGAAUCACUACGAUGGCGUUAACGCUGAUGAAUAACAUGAUGGGGCUUGUGUUCCUUGUACCUCCUCUCUUCCCUGGAAUAGGUGUGACCUGGAUGAACUGGGUAGUAUUAGCAUCAGCAAGCCUGCCGAUAGUCAUGCUGUUGUUGUAUCGAGAGCGCUACAAUCGCUUGAAACGAGACGAGGAAGAUACAUGCAGUGUGAAUGCAGACAUACAAGGUACUUGAUCCUCGUGUGCUCAUUUUAGUCAUUAUAAAUCAAACACAAAUAAUUGACGUGAAACAUUUGGAUCACCAUGAAUUAUUAUUAUUUGUCUUGGGACCAUUGCUUCAAUUUUGAAUAAAAACAGGUGCGCCAAAUUAUAUCACAUAUUUGAGUAUUGGAAAAAUUCCUUCAAAUGUCUGAAUAAUAGUUUCGGAUUUUAACAUUUAAAAACAAUGUUGACGAUUUUAUAUAUAUUUUUAUAAUUCUAUUAAUUGAAUGGUUUUAUUAUUUGUCAAGUGGUGCAAUUCUCAACAGCAGAUCUUGACCAGUGUACAUUUCAAAUAUUCAAAUCCAAGUUUGAAUAACCAAAUACGAAAAUGUUAGAAAAUGCACAAUUGCACAGCACUUACGUUACUUGAUUGUAUUUAGGGCUGGUUUAUAGGCAGGUGAAAUUUAGCAGGGUAGGAUCAAUUAUAUUUUUGUCGUUCAUCUUCAGUAGCUAGGACCAAAUUGUAUUUGCGGGAUAGCAGGGUAUGAAGAAUUUAUUCCAAAUAAACUUGUUACUUCGUUGUUUGGUAAUUUAGUAAGGGUACUUCGUACUUUUGUAAUUCUAUGUUGGAUUAUAUGGUGCAAGUUAAGUGAUGUAUAGUGUACAUGAAUGAUCACAGUACUAUUUGCGCAAUUCUGUAACUCAAUAAUUUGCUUUUGAAAUGAUAAAUAUUGAACUAACACAAAUAUACCAGUUUCUUAAAAAAAGCCAGAGCAUAAACGUGACUAAAUGAUGGAAAGAUUGCAGUUCUGUAUUACAAAUGUACAAACGAAAAUUAACGAAUGCCUUAUGAAUUGUAGAAUAAGCAAUUUGACUUUCAUGGUUUUUUGAAAGUUUAACAUUACUUUGCUUAUUUCUGUUUAUGUUUAAAAUAUACUUCCGAACAUGUAUACUUGAAUUUAACUUAUUGAAUGUAAAUGAUUGACAAGUGACUUUAAAUUUAACAAAUGACAUAUUUUAUAUUGGUUUAAUGAGUUUUCCUACACAACUAUUUUACGUAUUUUUUUAUAAUUUAUUCAUGACUUGCCAUGCAGAUUUAAUAGUGAAAAUAUUUCUUUUUCUAAGAACACAUUUGUUUUUAACACUAACUGGUUCUUGUGCUAUGUUAUUAAAAAAUUAGUAAACAUGAUUUUUUAUUUACCAUCUCGUUAAAAAAUAUUUCACGGGCAAGAUUGGUUGACAGGGUUACAUAGGUUGUACAAUCUAGAGAAUAACGCACAGGUAUGUGAAAGUUUCUAGUUUAUACAAUGCAUAUAUUUAUCAUGGAUGCUAUAUUAUUUUACUUGUGAAUUUAUUUUGCAAAAUCACUAAAUUUUGCUAUUGUGAACUGUAAGUUAUGUUCAACAAUCUUCAUUGCAUAGUUUCGCAACAACAAACAUUGCAAAUUGUUCCUCUUCAAAACGGUUCUAUACCUCAAUAUUUUUUUUUUUUAAAUCGGACAAAAGAUAAUAGAGGGGAUUAUUGACUAAAUAUUUCCUACGUCUUUCAUAAAAAUACCCUGGGCAUUUGUAAGUUGUUAUUUUGCAAUACAUGCAUAUGGAUUCCUAAGCCAGUACAACAUUGAAUAAUAAUCACUAUAGAGGUUCGGUUAUAUGCUCUCAUGAUUGUGUAUAUUCAUCUUACAAGGUUACAAGCGAAGUCUUUUGCAAUUAUUCCUCUAAUCACCUAAAAAGGUGACAAACUAGGAAAUAUGUACAUUUUAAUGAACUUAAAUCCACCAUAAGGAAAUGAAUAUAAUGUAUGAAAAUAUAUCUUAAAAGGAAUGAGAUGAAGUGUUAUGCGUAAGUAUACUAUUUACUAAUCAAGCUAAUUGAAAUGUAAAAAUAAAUAGUUAUAUAAGCUAUUCUCGACAUUGUUUAAAAAUCAGUAAGUUAAGCACUUAACUAAUACGCAUUUGAAAAUAAGUUUUAAGUAAAUAUAGAAAGUAGGUGAGCAUAAGUAGUGAAAAAAGUUUAUUAUUAAAUAAUAUUUUUGCGAAAUCACAUUUGUUAAAUUGUGAGCUCGAUUUGAAAGUAAUAAACAUAUUUUGUCACAAUGAAAUUACAGCUGAAA
This is a messenger RNA of Patiria miniata (bat star), 3736 nucleotides long. Its product is annotated as solute carrier family 49 member 4 homolog. Gene Ontology annotation, biological process: transmembrane transport. Gene Ontology annotation, cellular component: intracellular membrane-bounded organelle; membrane. Gene Ontology annotation, molecular function: transmembrane transporter activity. The record is from RefSeq and is a predicted model, not a curated record. Bases 129 to 1658 code for a protein of 509 amino acids. NCBI's taxonomy places the organism in Eukaryota, Metazoa, Echinodermata, Asteroidea, Valvatida, Asterinidae. The transcript has 13 exons.